This is a messenger RNA of Pogonomyrmex barbatus (red harvester ant), 3168 nucleotides long. It is a transcript of the gene GC, whose product is annotated as gamma-glutamyl carboxylase. Lineage: Eukaryota; Metazoa; Arthropoda; Insecta; Hymenoptera; Formicidae. Gene Ontology annotation, molecular function: vitamin binding; gamma-glutamyl carboxylase activity. The record is from RefSeq and is a predicted model, not a curated record. Gene Ontology annotation, biological process: peptidyl-glutamic acid carboxylation.
AGCUUUUAUAAUAAGUAGGAAGAUAGCGUUUCAAAAUGAAAUCUGAGAGAACAAUCUCUCUGAUUUUAUAGUAUAUUGUAAUUAUCUGAGACAACUAAUAUUUUCCGAUCAUGGACUUUGCUUCUCAUGGACUUUGUUUCUCAUCGAUGUCUAUCGGCGAAAUCCUAGUGCAUACAGGAUGUGAAGAAGUGUCGUGAAGUAUAAUUAUUGCGCGGGCGCGGGUCAAUAAUUCGUGCCACGUUGCCUGGCGACGAUAUUCCUACUCUGAGUCUCUGGAACAACCGGCGCGAAGUGCUCCUCUUCCUUCUCCAGUGUCCAGACUCCAGACAGAAGCCGACCAGCCUUCUACAUAGCGCCACCAAAGGCGAAGACGAAGAUCUUGUCUUCCAUUUUCGGCGGCUCCUCACAGUGUUAUCUCCGUUUGUAAAGAGAACCAGAAAGCUGGAAGCAGUGGUAUGUGGAAGAAAAAAGAUGAGGCAACGAAAAAUGUGUUUACAUUGUCAAACGAUGGAUCAUUCGUAGAAAAUUCUGUAAAAUUCAUGUCUAAACGUUGGUCACCAUUAAAAUCAUCAUUUAAUAACAAUUUCAAAAGAUUGUUGUGCUUUAAAAUAAGCGAUGUGUUAAAUUUUUCGAAAUUUACUCAAUUCUUAUAUCGCCCGACCGAUCCAGCCAGUCUAGGAGUGACCAGAGCUUUAUUUGGGUUGUGCAUGGUGAUAGACGUCGUCGAGGAGAGAGGAUUCGCGGACGUCGACAUAAAAUGGGGAGAUCCGUGGAACUGUCAUUUUCCAUUGAUCCAUGGGAUGAAGCCGCCAAUGCUACCGUGGAUGGUAAUGAUAUACAUGGUGAUGUGGAUGGGUGCCUUCGGAAUCGCGCUCGGUCUACACUUCAAGAUCGCGUGCGCCUGCUUCGUGUUGCCUUACUGGUACAUCUUUCUGCUGGAUAAGAGCUACUGGAACAAUCACACCUAUCUCUACGGCAUCGUGGCUACCUUGCUCUGGGGAACGGAGGCGAACAAGUAUUUUGCGUUAGAUGCAAGUAAUACGAAACAAGACGGCAGUUCCGUGCCGUACUGGAAUUACUUCAUCCUGAAAUUUCAAUUCUUCGUGCUUUAUUUCUUGGCUGGCUUAAAGAAAUUCAGCAGGGAAUGGCUGGAAGGCUACGCCAUGAUGAAUCUGUCUAGACACUGGGUGUUUCAUCCGUUUAAAAUAUUUCUAUCUACCGAACAGAUUGAUUUUUUAAUUGUCCAUUGGUUCGGCUUUAUCUUCGAUCUGUCCGUCGGAUUUUGGAUGCUGCUCGAAAAAACUCGUAUACCAUCCAUGGUCUUCUGCACAGUUUUUCAUUUAAUGAACUCAAGACUAUUUAGCAUAGGUAUGUUUCCGUAUGUGUGCCUGGCGACAAUGCCGCUCUUUUGCCAUGCAGAUUGGCCACGUAGAUUAGAAUUGUAUUUUAAGCGGAGGCAAAAAAUUUUACUAAUUAAUACAAACUCAAUUAAUACUAACAGCGAAAAAAAGACUGAUAAUCAAGAAAAGGAACCUUCAAAGUCCAACUUAGAAUCAUCUUUAAAUGAUGAAAUCUUAUGUAAUGAAGCUAUGAUAUUUGAAGAAAAAGCAACAAACGAGGAAAGUGAUAAAAAUUAUCUUGUUAAAUUGAAGUCUGAAAAAAUCGACAAAGGAGAUAAUAACACGCAAUUACUUAAGAGUUCGAAUGAAUUCGAUAAAAAAGAAGCGACAAAUAUUUAUAAAAAGAAUCAUCAAGUUCAGCAAUCGUUAAAAACAACAAAAAAACAAAAGUUUGUAGCGUUAUUGUUGCUGAGUCAUAUUGUAUUGCAGUUUUUCCUGCCAUAUUCGCAUUUUAUAUCAAAGGGCUAUAACAAUUGGGUACCUGGUUUAUAUGGUUAUUCAUGGGACAUGAUGGUUCAUGCUUGGGACACCAUAUUCGUAGCGAUCAAAGUGCAUGAUAACGUGAACAAUGAAGUGCGAUAUUUAGAUCCUGACGCAUGGGUGCAAGGAGAUCGAUGGCUGAAGCACGGAGACAUGGCAAUGCAAUAUUCUCAAUGCUUAAAGGAUAAUUUAAUGCGUCGAAAGGGGGAAGCGUUGAAAAACAAUGAUCAAUCUGAGGAUAAAGAGAAAUGGAUGAAGCUAUCUACGAAUUUAAGCAUUUACAUGGAUGUCUGGUGCUCACUAAAUGGCAGAUUCCAACAAAGAAUAUUUAAUCCAAACGUCGACAUGUUGACAGUCGAUUGGCAUCCAUUUAAGCCCAUUUCAUUCCUAAUGCCAUUACUCACACAGUAUAAUUCGUAUCGACAAAAAAUGGAUGAAAUUCAGCAACACGUGUAUACCUGGUCGAAUUAUACGGAUGUACUGUUCGUGGCCGAUUUUCCAGGGAUGUACUUGGAAAAUUAUAUAUCCAGUGAUUUUGCAAACGUUUCUUUGACAGUGUUGGAAGGCGAAGUAACGUAUAGCGAAGAAGAUUCGAUGGAUAUGAUUACUAUAUCAAAAAAAAAUUCGAUUCCUAUCAAAACAGGAAAGUUUCAUCGAAUAAAAACGAUAAGUUCUUAUCCAGCAUGCUAUAUGUAUACUUAUAUGUAUACUUAUACCAAUCAAACGAAGCAACAAUUGGAUAGUGACAGAAGAGACGUUCCUCUAACAGGAAAAAACACACUACCACUAUUAAAAGGGAUUAAUAAUAAAAUCAUUGCAUGGACAAGGACGUUCGCCCAUAUAAUAAAUGCCUUUCUUGACUUGAUAUAUGACGUUCCUAUGAUACGGCGAGUACGCGUCAACAAAUAAUCAAAAUAUAUUUAUGAUUAAUAUAUAUAACUAAUUUAUCUCAAUCAUUGUCAAAUUACACGUUUUACUUAAUUUACAAUCAUUGUCAAGUUACGCGUUUUACUAAAUUUACUCAAUUUAAUUUGUGAAGAAUUAGGAUAUAUCAUAAAAUAUAUUUUUAAACGAAUUGAAAUAAUUUAAUUAUUUUAAAUUAUGUUGGAAAAAGACUAUUUAUAUAAGCGUAUAUAAAUCGUUGGGAAAAGGAGUUCAGCAUAAAAAUUAUUGUUAUUAUUUUUAUAUACAAAAUUGUGAUAAAAUGCAGUAUCUCGUUAUAUAUUAAUGUGAUAAUUUAAUGUAACUUAAAACACAAAACUAUUAAACUGAAAUUAAUUUCAGUAUA